AUGCACGCAGUUGACGAAGAAGACGGAGACAAAGAGCGACUAGGGUUCUUCUUCGUGCACAAGCAAGACACGGCGUACAGCAACGGGUGCUACUACACCACCCCGGCCGGGUACUGGAGGAUCCGCGGCCGGCCGUCCCGCGUGAGGGAGGGCCGCUGCACCGUCGCCUUCAAGACGUCAAUGGACUUCUACCGUGGCAGGCUGCUGCACGGGUGCAGGACCCCGUGGAGCAUGUUCGAGUACAAGCUCAACGUGGACCGAGGCGACCUCAGGAACCUCGCGCAGCCAGAGGUACGCAUGUGA
Molecule: messenger RNA, 303 nt
Organism: Triticum turgidum subsp. durum (durum wheat)
Lineage: Eukaryota; Viridiplantae; Streptophyta; Magnoliopsida; Poales; Poaceae
Source: the annotation of a GenBank genome assembly